This is a messenger RNA of Staurois parvus, 400 nucleotides long. NCBI's taxonomy places the organism in Eukaryota, Metazoa, Chordata, Amphibia, Anura, Ranidae. The record is from the annotation of a GenBank genome assembly.
CCCGCUGUCGAGCUUGGUGACCCUGUGCCCGCUGUCAUGCCAGAUGACUCGGAGCCCGCUGUCGAGCUUGGUGACUCGGUGCCCGCUGUCGUGCCUGGUGACUCGGUGCCCGCUGCCCAGCCUGACGUGCCUCUGUCCGCUGCCCAGCCUGACGUGCCUCCGUCCGCUGCCCAGCCUGACGUGCCUCCGUCCGCUGCCCAGCCUGACGUGCCUCCGUCCGCUGCCCAGCCUGAUGUGCCUCCGUCCGCUGCCCAGCCUGAUGUGCCUCCGUCCGCUGCCCAGCCUGACGUGCCUCCGUCCGCUGCCCAGCCUGAUGUGCCUCCGUCCGCUGCCCAGCCUGAUGUGCCAGCCCCUGAUAUUCAGCCAGUUACCUGACCCGGGUGGUGGAACAUUUUGCCCA